GAAUUCUCUGCACGACCUGCGCCUUCCAUUUGCCUCCGGCUCGCCUUUCCUGCCAGAACUGAUUGCGUCCUCCAGCCAGCAAUCACUGCCACUAACCUCCCUGCCUUAUUAACACUUCGACUUCAGCCCACUUCCACCUACUCAAUCAUCACCACCUUGCCACACACGACACUAAUCUGUUGCGAUCAAACCCUUUUCACAAACAACCUACUUACUCUACAUUAUCUCUCACCUCUUAGGUGUCUACUGGUCCGUACCUUGCUAUUACACCUCAACUCUUUACUCCCUAAAAGAAGACAAAAGUUGACCUGAACAGCCCCGCCAAGUUCGGGUUUUGACGACCAUCUCGACUUCCACUUUCCAUACUCCUCUCUUCUCCUCCCCACAAACCUCUCAAACACUCUAGCUAUGGCUUUGAAGCGAAUCAACAAGGAAUUGACAGAUCUCGGACGGGAUCCCCCCUCAUCAUGUUCAGCCGGUCCUAUGGGAGAUGAUCUGUUUCACUGGCAAGCCACAAUCAUGGGUCCUGGUGACAGUCCAUUCCAAGGCGGCGUCUUCUUCCUGGCCAUCCACUUCCCUACAGAUUACCCCUUCAAGCCCCCAAAGGUCAACUUCACAACUCGCAUCUACCAUCCCAAUAUCAAUUCCAACGGCAGUAUUUGUUUGGACAUUCUGCGAGACCAAUGGAGUCCAGCUCUAACAAUAUCGAAAGUUCUGCUAUCUAUUUGCUCCAUGCUUACCGACCCCAACCCUGACGACCCUCUGGUUCCGGAAAUUGCGCACGUGUACAAGACAGAUCGCGCUCGUUAUGAGGCAACAGCACGAGAAUGGACGAGGAAAUUUGCCAUCUAGAAUGCCACCCACCAGAAGAGCUCGGCCAGUCCAGGUAUCGACCUGGUUACAAUCCGCAGGCAUGUUUUCGGUGAGGCUGGCAAGAUCAAUCCCAGUGUAGAAGAUUGAGACGAUGGCAGUAGUUGAUGGACUGGUUGACUGUGCAGGAGAUCAUUUUCAACACGGAGGCAAUGAGCAAUGGGAGAAAGGGCGCAGACGUGUCGUCGACGGGGUUGAUGCUCAACGUCCAGUGACACAAUCUGGGAUGACCUUUUUAUGAUGCAUUACAUUAUUGGCGUGCUUUAGGGAUGACAAUUUUACCUUUGCCUCUUGCAGCACACGUUUUCUCCGAUCUUGUUCAAGUUCCACAUUGACUGAAUAGAGCGUAGUGGUAGUUCGCAGCCAAGUUCGAGAAUUACAGGCCGUGGCUAGAUCAACUUUUGCUU
Messenger RNA from Exophiala mesophila, 1277 nucleotides. RefSeq names its product ubiquitin-conjugating enzyme E2-16 kDa. NCBI's taxonomy places the organism in Eukaryota, Fungi, Ascomycota, Eurotiomycetes, Chaetothyriales, Herpotrichiellaceae. Gene Ontology annotation, biological process: ubiquitin-dependent protein catabolic process; protein polyubiquitination. Gene Ontology annotation, cellular component: nucleus. The coding region runs from base 409 to 852 and encodes 147 amino acids. The record is from RefSeq and is a predicted model, not a curated record. Gene Ontology annotation, molecular function: ubiquitin conjugating enzyme activity. The transcript is spliced from 5 exons.